GGUGUAUUUGCCACAUAGUGUCAAGAUGUUGUGUUUGCUCGUGUUGCUGGGCGCGGCUGCUACUGCCGCCGCUCAGACCUCGGAGUCUCGGGUCGUCACCACGCAUCACGGCCCGAUCCGGGGCUACAAGGACCCGGAUGGCUCCAUGUAUAGUUUCUACGAUGUUCCCUAUGCGACUGCGCCUACGGGAAGGGACAAAUUCAAGGCGCCUCUGCCUCCACCCACAUGGACACAACCUUUUGAAGCAGUUUUCCGAGGUAUCAUAUGCCCGCAACUCGAUAUUCUAAUAACUAUACCGCACAUUAUGCAAGAAGACUGUCUGGUAGCAAAUAUAUUCGUCCCCGAUACUAACGAUACUAAUCUACCAGUCGUGGUCAAUGUCCAUGGCGGAGGUUUUGUCUUCGGAUCUGGAAGCAUAAUGCAUUUAACAAACUUCGUUAAAAAUAAUAGCAUGAUCUUGAUCACAUUUAACUACCGCCUUGCAGCGUACGGUUUCCUAUGUUUGGGCACUGAAAAUGUUCCUGGAAACGCGGGCAUGAAAGAUCAAGUAGCUUUACUGCGAUGGGUUAACCAAAACAUUGCACAAUUCGGGGCAACCCUAAUGACGUGACUGUAAUGGGAUGCAGCGCUGGCGGGAUCUCUACAGACUUAUUAACUAUAUCGAACAUGACAAGAAAUCUCUUCCAUAGGGCAAUACCAGAAAGCGGGUGCAGUUACGGAGCCUUUGCAAUACAAUACGAUCCGAUACAGAACGCAAGGGACUAUGCUAGGCUUUUGAAUGACACUAAUAUCGAUAGCUUUGAAGACUUGGAAGAGUUUUAUUUGACGGUUUCAGCCGAAACGUUGGCAACGCGAUUAGUAACUACCUCAAACCAUAAAGAUUCCAGGCUCACCUUUACUGCAUGUCUAGAAAGAGAUGUUGGAGUAGAAAUGUUCCUACAAGAUGACCCCGCAGACAUACUGAAAAGGCGAUUUCCUGCCAUGCCAUUCUUAUACGGACUAGCCAAAGAGGAAGGUAUGCCCAGAACAGCAAACGUAUUAACAGGAUGGCUGAGCAAGAUGAAUGAGCAUUUUUCAGAUUUUUUGCCACAUGAACUGGAAUUUGAGAGUGUCCAAGAAAAAGACAGAGUGGCAAACACCGUCAGGACUUUUUAUUUCGGAAAUAGACCUAUAGGCUUGUCGACAAUACCAGAA
This is a messenger RNA of Manduca sexta (tobacco hornworm), 1194 nucleotides long. Its product is annotated as para-nitrobenzyl esterase. NCBI's taxonomy places the organism in Eukaryota, Metazoa, Arthropoda, Insecta, Lepidoptera, Sphingidae. The transcript has 2 exons. Bases 26 to 610 code for a protein of 194 amino acids. The record is from RefSeq and is a predicted model, not a curated record.